Molecule: messenger RNA, 1197 nt
Organism: Penicillium cosmopolitanum
Lineage: Eukaryota; Fungi; Ascomycota; Eurotiomycetes; Eurotiales; Aspergillaceae
Exons: 3
Coding region: 1-1197 (398 amino acids)
Source: RefSeq, a predicted model, not a curated record
AUGCCCCUCCCUCCGUCUCCCCUGAAACUCGCUCACCGCAACCCCUCAAUGAUAGACGAAUCGCCAAUUUCACCAGGAACAGGAGUCAAUGGAUUUGCUCCCCAGAGUCCUCUUGAACCUCAAACCCCGCGGCUUUCCGCACCACCAUCUCCGGUCACUCCGCGCCAAAACCUUCAUACUAUGGCUGGGUCUCAACGUGAAUCGGUCGACUUCUCCGCUGAUGCAGGUGGUGGCGGCCUAGGAAAUCUUGCCGAUGAAUUGGCAGAUGCCUGGGAACAAGAGGACGAGGGCUAUGGCUAUGCGUCAGGGCAGGAGACAGGUGCCGCGGAGUCCCAACCAAUGGAUCACAGUGAUGGUGAAGAUGCAUACAUGCAAUCUGUACGCGAUAUGCGCACCCAGUCACCAUCGGCCGAUUCGCCUGCGUCUCAGGAACAGACUCCGACCAAAUCAACUUCGACACCGUCGUGCGGAAUCUCAUUACGACGUCAAAUGGCAGAUAUCGAAAGCCUCGCUCGGAGGGGUAUCGAGAACAAUGGCAGUGAGAGUGAUCAUGUUAUUCAGCGGACAAUUCAGGAGCUGCGAGAUCUGGGUGGACAGAGCGGAAUUGAAAACAGCGCCAUGCGCCUUAUCACCGCUCACACAUCUAUAACUUCGCAUCUCACACAUCAAACCCGCACACUACAAUCUCUCAUCCAUCCGCUCCUCUUCUCCCCUUUCCCGCUCCUAUCCGAGGACGCUAUCGACUCUCUCAUGCCCCUCAUCGACGAAGGCCUGUUGCCAAACCUCCCAUAUCCACUCCCUGAACAAUCACAGUCCCGUCGAGACUCUCGACCAUCGACUCCUCUAACAACUUCCUCCUUCAAUCCACUUGUUUCCUUGCAAGCUCUGAUCUCCCAAACCUCUGAUAUCACCCACUCUCUCCGUGGUCUGAGUGACACACUAUAUGAAUCUCGUCAAUUAACUGCCACCGCGUCCCGGCGACUGCGGUCUGCUCGAGAGCUCGUGGCCGAUCUGCGACGCGAAGAAGAAAGCCGCGAAGAAGGUUCGCGGUGGAUCGAAGUUGGCGAGUGGGAUCGCCGGUUGAAGGACCGUGAGGCCAGUCAAGAGUGCAGAGAUGUCGUCAGCGGCUUUGAGGCCGUAUGUGGCGAAUGGCGUGAGAAGCUUUUUGGAGCUGGUGCCGAAGUGGCAGCAGCUUAA